UGGGGCCUCGCCACCCGCCGUCCUCAUGGCCCUGCUGCUCGUGGGGCUCCUGCUGCUCCUAGGGCUCUGGGGGCUGCUCCGAGCCCACACCCGCACCCCCUCCCCAGCCCCUCGCUGGCCCCCUGGGCCACGCCCACUGCCGCUCAUCGGAAACCUGCACUUGCUGUGCGUGUCACAGCAGGACCGGUCACUGAUGGAGCUUUCGGAACGGUACGGGCCGGUGUUCACUGUGCACUUGGGGCUCCAGAAGACGGUGGUGCUGGCCGGCUACGAGGCCGUGAGGGAGGCCCUGGUGGGCACCGGGUCAAAGCUGGCCGACCGACCCCCCGUCGCCGUCUUCCAGCUCAUCCAGGGCGGUGGGGGAAUCUUCUUCUCAUCGGGGGCACGCUGGAGGGCCGCCCGCCAGUUCACUGUGCGCACCCUCCAUGACCUGGGCGUGGGGAGGGGGCCCAUGGUCGACAAGAUCCUGCAGGAGCUGAGGUGCCUCAUGGGGCAGCUGGACAGCUACGGAGGCCGGCCCUUCCCCCUGGCCCUGCUCGGCUGGGCCCCCUCCAACAUCACCUUCACACUCCUCUUCGGCCGGCGCUUCGACUACCAGGAUCCCGUGUUCGUGUCCCUGCUGAGGCUUAUCGAUGACGUCAUGGUCCUCUUGGGGACCCCCAGCCUGCAGCUGUUCAACAUCUACCCCUGGCUCGGGGCUCUCCUCCAGCUGCACCGGCCUGUCCUUCGGAAGAUAGAGGAGGUGCGAGCCAUCCUGAGGACCCUCCUGGAGACGCGGCGGCCCCCCGCGCCCGGGGCAGGCCCCGUGCAGAGCUACAUGGACGCCCUGAUCCAGCAGGGCCAGGGGAAAGACCCCCACGGCCUGUUUGCCGAGGCCGACAUGGUGGCCUGCGUUCUCGACAUGGUCAUGGCCGGCACAGAGACCACCUCCGCCACGCUGCAGUGGGCCGCCCUCCUGAUGAGCAGGCACCCGAGUGUGCAAGGUGAGCCCCCAGCCUCCCUUUCCAGCACGCGUCGGUGGGCGGGGUCCCCCAGGGCCCGGGGGGGGGGGGGCCGGGGCUCGCGGGGACGCGGGCGCCCACCGUCUCGCCCGCAGGCCGGGUGCAGGAGGAGUUGGACCGGGUGCUGGGGCCCGGGCGCCCUCCCCGGCUGGAGGACCAGCGGUCACUGCCCUACACCAGCGCCGUGCUGCACGAGGUCCAGCGCUCCAUUACUCUCCUGCCCCACGCGCCGCGGUGCGUGGCGGCUGACACCCAGCUGGGCGGCUACCUGCUCCCCAAGGUGGGCCCCGCUCCUGGCCCCCGACAGGAUGGGCAGGGCUCCCCUCCCCCUUUCUGCUCUCCGUCAGGCUGGGCCCAGCUGGGUCUCGCGGGGCACGCCCCCGGGGGGAGGGGGCGCCGGGCCCAGCCCACCUGCCGCCCCACCCACAGGGCACACCCGUGAUCCCUCUGCUGAGCUCGGUGCUCCUGGACAAGACGCAGUGGGAGACCCCUCGCCAGUUCAACCCGGGUCACUUCCUGGACGCCGACGGGCGCUUUGUGAAGCGGGCAGCCUUCCUGCCUUUCUCUGCAGGCCGCCGCGUCUGCGUGGGGGAGAGCCUGGCCAGGUCGGAGCUGUUUCUGCUGUUCGCCGGCCUCCUCCACAGGUACCGCCUGCUGCCCCCACCGGGCCUCAGCCCUGGCGCCCUGGACACCACGCCCGCCCCGGCCUUCACCAUGCGGCCGCCAGCACAGGCCCUCUGCGUGGUGCCCAGACACGGGGGCUCUGCCCAAGCAGACCCGGGGAGGGUCUGAGUCACUCUCCCAGUCCCAGCUCGGGGUGCGUUGUGGAUGAUGGAGGCCGGACAAACGGGUGGACAGCCCUCACUGUGCCCCUUGCCGGGAUCUUUGCCGUGGCCCCCGGAACCCCACCUGGGCCCGAUCGUGCUCUUUCGGGGGCCCAGCCCCCUGCCAAGCUCCCUUGCCCCGAGCCAUCCCUACCCCUCCUCCUCCCGUCUCCCCGGGGCAGCCGGGCCCCCUCCCCACCCUCCGCCCCCAGACCCCUUGGGCGGCGGCGCUGCCUCGGUCUGCACUCAGGUCCCCCCCAAACCUCAGGGUGCCUCCCGUUCCCCAGUGGAGAAGUGCCCCCUUCCCGCACCCCACGUCUCCCGGGCUCCCGAUGCCUCCUCUCCCCACCCACCUACCCUGCACGCUGCCCCCAUCAGGUUCCCCUCGGGGCCACUUGCUCUUGGGGUGCGGGGAGGCGGCAGGUGGCAGGGUGACACCCACCUAGAGGCCGGCCUCAGACC
Messenger RNA from Acinonyx jubatus (cheetah), 2287 nucleotides. Its product is annotated as cytochrome P450 2W1. Gene Ontology annotation, cellular component: intracellular membrane-bounded organelle; cytoplasm. Gene Ontology annotation, biological process: xenobiotic metabolic process. The record is from RefSeq and is a predicted model, not a curated record. Lineage: Eukaryota; Metazoa; Chordata; Mammalia; Carnivora; Felidae. The coding region runs from base 26 to 2260 and encodes 744 amino acids. Gene Ontology annotation, molecular function: iron ion binding; oxidoreductase activity, acting on paired donors, with incorporation or reduction of molecular oxygen, reduced flavin or flavoprotein as one donor, and incorporation of one atom of oxygen; heme binding. The transcript is spliced from 8 exons.